Molecule: messenger RNA, 1425 nt
Organism: Ostreococcus lucimarinus CCE9901
Lineage: Eukaryota; Viridiplantae; Chlorophyta; Mamiellophyceae; Mamiellales; Bathycoccaceae
Exons: 1
Coding region: 1-1425 (474 amino acids)
Biological process (GO): maturation of SSU-rRNA
Molecular function (GO): ATP binding; nucleic acid binding; RNA helicase activity
Source: RefSeq, a predicted model, not a curated record
AUGCGAAAACGUCUGAAGAUGCGCGUGCAAGGCGCGGACGGGGCGUGUCCAGCGCCGUUGCAAGGAUUUGAGGAACUGCACGAGAGGUACAAGUGCGGCCGGCGCCUGCUCGAGCGCAUGCGCGAGGCGAAUUUCAAAGAACCGACGCCGAUUCAGCGUCAAGCGGUGCCGAUCUUGUGCUCGGGGAGCGAAUUACUCGCCAUCGCGCCCACGGGGAGCGGUAAAACUCUGGCGUUUCUGUUGCCGAUUAUCAUGAAGCUCGGAACGCACGAAGAGGGCGGCGCGCGAGCGCUCUUGCUCGCGCCCACCAAGGAGCUCGCGGGGCAGUCGGCGCGAAUCUUACGCAUUCUCUCGCGAGGAGUCAGUGGGUUGAAGUCGUGUCUGUUGACGAAAGCGACGGCUGGGAACGAUUUUAGCAAGGUGGACAUCGUCGUCGCGACGCCGAUGCGACUCAAGAUUUUGUUGCAGCACGACAAGAUUGAUUUAUCCAAGGUGCUUUAUCUCGUGUUGGAUGAGGCGGAUAAACUCUUCGAGAUGGGUUUUGUCGAGCAGAUUGACGCCGUUGUCGCGGCGUGCGACAACAAAGACGUGACCCGCGCGUUGUUCAGCGCGACGCUGCCCGAAAAAGUAGAGGAACUCGCGCGAAGCGUCAUGGCGCGCCCGAUUCGGCUCACCGUGGGUGAGCGAAAUAGCGCGUCGAAUACGAUUUCACAGCGUAUGGUAUUUUGUGGGCACGAGGCGGGGAAGCUGUUGGCGUUACGUCAAAUCAUUCGCGAAGGCAUCAAGCCACCGGUUAUUAUUUUCACGCAGUCAAAGGAGCGAGCGAAGCAUCUCGCUAAAGAGCUCACGGGCGAUGGAUUACACAUCGGACUGAUUCACGCCGAAAUGUCAGAUUCUAAGCGCGAAGAGCAAGUCGAUCGAUUCCGCAUGGGCGAGACGUGGGUUCUUAUCGCGACGGAUUUAAUGGCGCGCGGGAUGGAUUUCGUCGGUGUCUCCACCGUCAUCAACUUUGAUUUUCCUGGUUCUCCCACGAGUUACAUCCAUCGCAUCGGUCGUAGUGGUCGCGCGGGUCGUCCUGGAGCUGCGAUUACGUUUUUCACCGAAGAAGACGCGCAAAGAGGAGACUUGAAACCGAUCGCCAACGUGAUGAAGAAUAGCGGCUGCGAAGUGCCAGAGUGGAUGUUGAAUCACACCGGCGAGAAGGGUUUGCGCCGUCGGAAGCGUAAAGACGGCAAAGAAGACAAUCCGCGACGUGCGCCUCUUGACAUGCCUAUGGGUGCGGACCCGAAAGUGUACGCGCCCGACAAGAAGAAGCGCAAGAAGACGCCGCGCAAGAAAAAUGACGACGAGGCGAUGCCGCCGCUACCGAAAAAGUGGAAAGGCAAGUCCAAGUCCAAGGAGAAAAAGGAAAAGGAAAAGAAGUGA